AUGGGUUCUCUCGUAGGGCAUGUACUACCUGGCAUAGGGUUUAUGCUCAUUGGUUUAUGGCAUCUUCUCAACAACAUUAAGCUCCAUGCCCUUCACCCAACUUCCUACACAUCCCUAACAUGGUUCCCAACCUUCAAGCUCAGGCAUCUCGAGCUCUUCCUAAUCAUGGCUGGCUGCUUGGCCUCCAUUGCCAUGGAGCUCUUCGUCGGCCCAAAACGGCACCAUCCCUUCGCCCCCGACGGCUCCAUCCCCUACAACCAUCUCCACAACUUCGAGCACGCCUCGAUUUCCAUGACAUUCUUCACCUACGCCCUUCUCUCCCUAAUCAUCGACCGCGUCGCCUUGCCUGCCUCGCGCGGUGUGAAGCAGGCGCGGCACGGCCUGUCCUUAUUCCUCGGCGCCGUGGCCUUUUCCCAGGAGUUGCUCCUCUUCCACCUCCACUCGACCGACCAUUCGGGCCCCGAGGGACAGUUCCACAUGCUUCUUCAGCUCAUCAUUCUCGUAUCCUUGAUCACAACCCUAUUGGGAAUCGGAUUUCCCAAUAGUCUUAUGGUUGGUUUUGUUCGGUCUUUAAGUAUAUUUUUUCAAGGGGUUCGGUUUAUUGUGAUAGGUGUUAUGUUGUGGACUCCCGCUUUUGUCGCCAAGGGAUGUUGGAUGAACUACGAAGAAGCUCACUAUGUGGUCCGUUGCGACGGAGAAGCCUCGCUUCACCGCGCCAAGUCUCUUGCCAACCUUCUCUUCAGUUAUUUCGUUAUCGGAGUCGCCGUGUUCGGCGUCUACUUUUAUUUGCGUUUGGUGAAGAUUUAUGGGGAAAAUGACGAGUGUUUUUCACUUGAUUCGAAAGCCGACAAAGCGGAGAAAGGCACCGAUGAUGUUGAGUCCCAGAAGAAGACGAGCAUUCUCAGUGAGACUCACAAGAGUUUUAUUCAUGAUCAUGUUGGCGGAUUUGAGCUUAUGCCAAGGUAG
This is a messenger RNA of Morus notabilis, 966 nucleotides long. Its product is annotated as transmembrane protein 45A. The coding region runs from base 1 to 966 and encodes 321 amino acids. The record is from RefSeq and is a predicted model, not a curated record. The transcript has a single exon. NCBI's taxonomy places the organism in Eukaryota, Viridiplantae, Streptophyta, Magnoliopsida, Rosales, Moraceae.